Messenger RNA from Cygnus atratus (black swan), 1263 nucleotides. RefSeq names its product ephrin A5 (gene EFNA5). The transcript has 5 exons. The record is from RefSeq and is a predicted model, not a curated record. Gene Ontology annotation, biological process: axon guidance; regulation of actin cytoskeleton organization; ephrin receptor signaling pathway. Gene Ontology annotation, cellular component: external side of plasma membrane; plasma membrane. Gene Ontology annotation, molecular function: ephrin receptor binding. NCBI's taxonomy places the organism in Eukaryota, Metazoa, Chordata, Aves, Anseriformes, Anatidae. The coding region runs from base 311 to 997 and encodes 228 amino acids.
UGUCGUGCCCCAGCCUCCCGGUGAAUGAGCACCGCCCGCCGCCUGCCGCCGCCGCCCGCCUCGGCCCCCACCUCCCCCUGCCGGGGUGAGGCUGCCUGAGGGUCCCCGCGGGUCGCGCAUCCCCGCCGGCUGCCGAACGGAGCCCAUCGCUUCUCCCUCCUCCUUCCCUCCCGCCAGCCUCCCCCUCUCUGCCCCCUUCAUUUUAUUUUUUAUUGCCACAUUUCCCCCCUUUUUUUUCCUUUUGCCAUCCUCCCCACGCUCCCCUGCCUUCCACCCCCCUUCCCCUAAUUUUUUUUUUCCGCCGGGCGCGAUGCCGCACGUGGAGAUGCUGCUGCUGGCGGCCGCGGCGCUGUGGGUGUGCGUGCGCGGGCAGGAGCCCGGCGCCAAGGCGGUGGCCGACCGCUACGCCGUCUACUGGAACAGCACCAACCCCAGAUUCCAGCAGGGUGACUACCACAUCGAUGUGUGCAUCAAUGACUACCUGGAUGUGUUCUGCCCUCACUACGAAGAUUCAGUGCCAGAAGAUAAGACCGAACGCUAUGUUCUGUACAUGGUGAACUUUGACGGCUACAGCUCCUGCGAUCACACCUCGAAAGGGUUCAAGAGGUGGGAGUGCAAUCGGCCACACUCCCCGAAUGGACCGCUGAAGUUCUCAGAAAAAUUCCAGCUCUUCACGCCCUUCUCACUAGGAUUUGAGUUCAGGCCAGGCCGGGAGUAUUUCUACAUCUCUUCUGCGAUCCCAGAUAAUGGAAGGAGAUCCUGUCUAAAGCUUAAAGUUUUUGUGCGACCAGCAAACAGCUGUAUGAAAACUAUAGGUGUUCAUGAUCGUGUUUUCGAUGUUAACGACAAAGUAGAAAAUUCAUUAGAACCAGCAGAUGAUACCGUACAUGAGUCAGCCGAGCCAUCCCGUGGUGAGAAUGCGGCACAGACACCGAGGAUACCCAGCCGGCUUUUGGCAACUCUAUUGUUCCUCCUGGCAAUGCUUUUGAUAUUAUAGCACAGUAUGCUCCAGCAACCUGUCGCAGAAAAUAUCAGGGUCUUGGAACAUCAAAGAUCCACCUAACUGCUCAUCCCAAGAAAGGGACUUUAUUGUUUUUGCAGAUGUCAAAUUGUUAUUUUUCCCUUUUCUUCUCCCUUUUAGCCUGAACUCAGCAAAAAUUUGAAGGGGAUAACUAGCUUCAGCACCCGUCCCUACCUACCCUGUGACUUUCUUAACCCCUCCAUACAAAUAAAAGGACUCCAAAUGAAAAUGCCAAACUAUAA